This is a messenger RNA of Durio zibethinus, 4734 nucleotides long. Lineage: Eukaryota; Viridiplantae; Streptophyta; Magnoliopsida; Malvales; Malvaceae. The record is from RefSeq and is a predicted model, not a curated record.
CAUCAGUUCAGUUGCCCAACAAGUAGGCCCCCAGAGUUUUAACCACGGCAUCCUUGUCUUUUGCCAUUAUAGUUUGGAGUUUAGUUUAGAGCUUAGACAUUAGAAGCAUUCAACCUUUCCGACUUGUCAAACUUACGCGUCUUAAUUCAAAGCGUUGAAUGAAAACCCAAAAUCUCAAAUGACUCUGUAACUUCUCCCACACUCUCUUCAGAUUCAUUCUUUGGAUCUCUGAGCGAUUUAUGAUUCAUUAACUGAGUUUUGAAAUAAAAGGUAUUCUUUACUCGCUGCAAUUCUAUAACGUAUAGCAGCAAAUUUGCGCGGUUCAAUGGCAUUAUUGUGAAUUUUCUCUCCAAUGUUGCUCUAGAUAGCAUAAUUUGAAUUAGUUGCGUUGCGGCUGUGAGAAGGCAGGGUUUGGUAUUGUAUGGUAAAAGAUGAAGCGUGUUUCACCACUCUUUUUUGUACUUUUAAUCCUUGGUUUUUUCUUUGCAACCUAUAAUUUGUUGACUAUGAUAAUACACUAUACGACCUCUAGUUCAGAGAAUUGGGAUUUUUCUGAUUCUAUUAUUGGAAUGCCUGAGAAGUUGAAGGAAGGUGGGGGUUCUAAUUCAAAGUACCAUGUUGCUCUCACGGCAACUGAUGCUCCAUAUAGCCAAUGGCAGUGUCGGAUUAUGUAUUAUUGGUAUAAGAAGGUAAAAGAUAUUCCCGGGUCAGAUAUGGGAGAGUUUACUCGAAUUUUGCAUUCAGGGAAGCCUGACAAUUUGAUGGAGGAGAUUCCAACUGUUGUUGUCGAUCCUCUUCCAGAGGGUUUGGAUCGGGGUUAUAUUGUCUUAAAUAGACCAUGGGCUUUUGUGCAAUGGUUGGAAAAGGCAACAAUUGGUGAAGAAUACAUUCUAAUGGCGGAACCUGACCAUGUAUUUGUAAAUCCUUUGCCUAACUUGGCUCAUGGAAAACAUCCAGCAGGGUUCCCCUUUUUCUACAUUAAGCCGGCAGAACAUGAGCAUAUUAUUAGGAAGUAUUAUCCCAAGGAGAAGGGUCCUGUGACAAAUAUUGAUCCAAUUGGCAAUUCUCCUGUGAUUAUUAGAAAGUCUGUGCUGGAGAAAAUUUCACCUACAUGGAUGAAUGUGUCUUUAAGAAUGAAAGAUGACCCAGCAACUGAUAAGGCAUUUGGAUGGGUUCUAGAAAUGUAUGCAUAUGCUGUGGCAUCAGCACUGCAUGGUGUGCGGCAUAUACUUCGUAAAGACUUUAUGCUCCAGCCACCAUGGGAUUUGGAAGUAGGGAAGAAGUUUAUAAUCCAUUAUACUUACGGCUGUGACUAUAAUUUAAAGGGAGAAUUAACAUAUGGAAAGAUUGGAGAAUGGCGUUUUGACAAGAGAUCAUAUCUCAGUGGGCCUCCACCAAGAAACCUCUCUUUGCCCCCUCCUGGUGUUCCUGAAAGCGUGGUAAGUUCAUCCAUUUGGGAAAAUAUAAAUAUGGGCCACCUGGUGAAUAUAGAAGUUGAUAGCAGGAUCAUUGAGUAAAAAGAAUUCAAACCACACCUAGAGUGAAUUUUUCAUCAUUUACUGUGCACAACAGCAGGAUCAUUGAGUAGAAAGAAUUCAAACCACACCUAGAGUGAAUUUUUCAUCAUUUACUUUGCACAACAGCAUGAUCCAGGUAAUGGUUGUAAUCAGUGUCUCUUCAGUAAUGGUCAAUCAAAUUGUCUUUGUACUUUUGUACUCAGUUCAAAAUAUGUUGCAGAUGCUUCAAUCUUCAAGGUGUAGGCCGAAUGCCUAGAAAGAAGAUUGAAGCAUUAUUUGGGAAAUUUAAAUUCUUAUUUUGGGAAACUUAAUGUGAUUGUUGAUUGACGUUAAGUUGGUGAUAAUCGAUGCUGGAAGUACUACUGAGUAGUUCUGCUAUUGCCUACAAAAGCAGUAGCAGAAUCAGUGGAUCACCCUAUUAGGGCUGUUUUCCCACUCCCUGAAGCCCAUUUAAAUAAAUUCACCAAAUUAAAUAGUUUUCUCCACAAACUUUUGAGUUGCAAUACAUGUAAUUUUUAUCUUUCUCUCUGUAUUUACAAAUCUGAUCAUUCCAAUUUCUGCAGGUGAGACUUGUGAAGAUGGUGAAUGAGGCUACUGCCAAUAUUCCAAAUUGGGACACUUUAAAUCGUGGCUGAGAUUUAAUCUAAUUAGUCUAUGCAUCCAUUCUUUGCUUAUAUCAAUCUCCCUCAAAAGAGAGUUAUCAACAUAAACACAGGUACUUAGACAGCAGUAUACAUAGAGAAAAGGAUAUGUUCUGCAAGUAAAUGAGCGAUGAUAUAUCAUUUUUUACAUGUCUUAGUACAACCAUGAAUACCUUUUUUUUUAAUGUGCAUCUCUUAAAUCUGUUGGUCUAUUUAAUGAUUUUGCUCGUCAAGUUUUAUGGACUGUAAAUCAAAUAUUUCUUUUGAAAUUUAAAAUGUCAACGAUGCAUAUCAUUAAGAGUUGACAAUCUUUUAUCUCAUGAAUGAGUCAUUGCUUUCACUUUGCUAGCAAACAUAGCAAUUCUCUAUUUCUUUUAGAGCACCUAAACCUACAUAACGAACAGGCAUAGAAGCAUUUUACUAGAUACCUAUUUGGUAGAGAAGAGGGGUUGAAAAUGGUCAUUUUCUUUUACUUAGUGAUACUUUGGUUAAGUUUUAUGCAUAUAUGAUCACAUGGUGAAAUUUUUGUAUAAUAGCCAUGUAUGUUCAGUGUUAGGAUGAAACUUGGUUGCACUUCCAUUCCGAUCAAAGAUUUUUCAGUGCCUACAGAAUAAUGUUCAUGGCAUAUCUCAUGGAUGCUUUGAUGCACAGUAAAUGACACAAACUCUUUUGGAUAAUUCAAAGAAGUUUGUGUUAUCUCCACCUUUCUCCCUCUCUGUAUGCUAAAUGCAAAAUGACCAUUGCUAUAUUUCUUAACAUUUGCUUUGUCUCUCGAGUGCUUAUAUGUAUGAACUCUUCUUAUGGUUGUUGAGAUGAGGGUUUUGAUGAUCUUGUAGUUAGGGAUGGCCUCAUUUGAACAAUCUGUUGUCCAUCAGCUCCCAUUUUAUUAGCAGAACGUCCUGCUUCGAGGAAUCGUUUUAACUGCAUGUUUCAUGUACUCUUUCCCUUUAUUGAUGCUCAUUUGUUUUCCUAACUCGUGGGGAUAUGAUCCCCUUUAGCACUGCCACCAGCUGCCGCAGUUCUUGCUGGAACUGGCUAAGCUUGGCCUCUUCAUUUGCCUGCCUGGCCGGCAUUGGGACUAGUUCUUAUCAUAUAGCAUUUUUUACACUAACACGUGACAGCAAUUACGCUUAUUUAUAAGGGGAGUAUUUUAGCUAUAAUUUUUUUUAUUACAAUGCUUCAAUUAUCCAAUUACAAUAAAAAAAUUGUGAGGGUCUAUUUAUAAGAGUGGAUUCCACAUAAUAUUUUGGUAGAUUUUACAUAAUUUUAAAAUCUAAUUGGUUAAUUAUAGUACAAUUAUUAUAAGUGAUAUGCUUUCAUACAUAUACAAGCAUGGAUGAUUUAGCCAGUAAAAUAAGAACUAUAAAAUUCCCAAGUUUUGCUCCUCUUUUCUAUACUUCUAGUGUGUGUACAUGGUAAUACUUAAUAACAGAAAAAAAAAAAAAAGAAAGUAAAAAAGGAGGAAGAAGAAAGGAACAUUGCACUUAAGAGUCUUAAGGCUUUAGCAGGUCCAUCUAAUGGGGGCUCAUUGAAUGAAAAUUUUUAUUUAAAACGAAUGCCAUUUUCCUACUUUUUACUUGCUACAAAUUAUUUCUUUUUUUAUUUUUUGGUAAAAACUAGUAAUUAUUAUGCUUCUAUCAAAAUUCAGGGAUAAGUAGAAAAUAUACUUGAUUCUUCUGUGCACAGGAGAAAUUACAAAUUCAUAGCAAACCAACUCAAUUUAUUGAUUGUUUAGCCAAAUCGUUUUUUAGCACAAGAGUAAGUUUUUUUUUUUUUUUGAAAUAUUACAGGUGAACACGUGUGAACUACAGAAAAAUACUGUCAUUUUCCAAUAAACAUACAUUCGUAAUAGUUGUUGCCCACUAAUUUCUCACAGGAUGAUGCCCCAUUAGCAACAUAGCAAUAUAAUUAAUAUGCUUAGACGAUCAAUUAAAUUACUAUUAAUUUACCCUUUGGCAUUAGAGGGGGAAAAAAAAAACCUUUUCUGGAUAAAAUUACCUAUCAAUGACAGCGAAUUCUGACACAAGAGACUUGUAAACAGCAACCAUUUCUGGAUCAAAAAUCCAUUCAUAACACUCUGAGACAUGUUGGUGGAUUGGUCCAUGGAGUAAGCUUGUUGAGCAAAGCCAUUCAUCGGUGGAGUGUUAGCGGAGCUGUGAUUGGGCCCGAAGUUCUGACCCCUUAUGGCUUGGAAUGAGUGACCAGGAUCAGGGUCAACGAACUGAGUUUUAGGGUUUGGAGAGAGGGUUCGGUUCAGUUCCAUCAACACCCUGGAUUUGAGGGCUGAUUUUCUUUAAUCCAUCCUAGCAGGUGAGCGGUUCUCCAUCACUGGUAUUACGGUGGUGAAGGGUUUUUUUUUUCUUUUUUUUUUUUUUGGCAUUUGAAGGAAAGAGGGGCUAAAAUCUUUUAUUUUUUUUAUUUUUACUCAUGUUACCGAACACAUUCUUUAAUGUUAAAAUGUCAAUAGAAGCAUAACUAAAUGCAUAAAUUUUGGAUCUUCAUUCCUGCCAUGUUAUAAACAAGAAUAAUUAACUUGAUAGAGCAUGCAACUCACUAUCCAUUUCUUCAGAAGUUGC